CCGCUCUGCAGGCUGCACUCUUCUCCGUACAUCACUAGCGGAACUAUCACGGUAGCUAGUUACCUCUGCUGUCUCAUGUUUCAGAUUGAUUUAUAAAACGCUAAACCGUUGACACCCUUUUAGGCUUGAUAAUGAAAUUGACUGUUGUUCUAGUUUUGCUGUCCGCGGUUUAUAUUAACUGCAGCCCGGGCCCGUUAGAUGAUGUUGUUAUCGAUCGAUAUGACAUUCCAAGAGUUUGUCCCCGAGAAGUACAAACAGGAGAUUUUGUCCGAUACCACUAUAAUGGCACCUUCUUAGACGGAAAGAAGUUUGACUCGAGUCUUGAGCGUGGAAACCCUUUCAUUGGCCAGGUAGGACUGGGCAGGCUCAUCACAGGAAUGGACAGGGGAGUGCAAGGCAUGUGCGUCAAUGAGCGUAGAAAGGUCACCGUGCCCCCACACCUGGCCUAUGGAAGUCUCGGAGCAGGUGGUGUCAUCCCUCCAGACACGGUUCUGGUGUUUGACGUGGUGCUUCUAGACAUCUGGAACACGGACGACAAGGUCCAGAUUCGCACCCUCAGCAAACCAGAGAGCUGCAAGCGUACUGUUGUGGUCUCUGACUUCAUCCGCUACCACUACAACGGCACACUGCUGAACGGCAUCCCCUUCGACUCCAGCUACAGUAGAAACUCCACCUACGACACCUAUGUGGGACAGGGUUACUUAAUCAAAGGCAUGGAUGAGGGUCUUCUGGGCAUGUGCCUGGGAGAGAGACGAACCAUCAUCAUCCCUCCCUUCCUGGCCUAUGAGGAAAAGGGCUAUGGCACCCAGAUCCCCUCCCAGGCCACCCUGGUGUUUGAAGUGCUCCUGGUGGAUCUGUUCAACCCUGAGGACGACCUGAUCGUGGAAGUCAAGGAGGUGCCCAAGCCCUGCCCCCGGAAGACUGUGGUGGGAGACUACAUCCGCUACCACUACAACGGCACCUUCCAGGACGGCUCUUCCUUCGACUCCAGCUACCAGCGUAACAGCACCUACAACACCUACAUUGGCAUGGGCUACGUGAUCGCCGGCAUGGACAAGGCUCUCCAGGGGCUGUGUGUUGGAGAGAAGAGGAGGGUCAUUCUCCCACCUCACAUGGCCUAUGGAGAGAAGGGGACCGGGGACAUCAUCCCUGGCUCGGCUGUGCUCGUCUUCGACAUCCACGUCAUCGACUUCCACAACCCCAAGGACGCGGUGGAGAUCAAGGUCACCUACAAGCCCGAGGAGUGCAACGUCACCAGUGAAAUAGACGACCUGAUCAAGUACCGCUACAACUGCUCCCUGAUGGACGGAACUCUGCUCUACUCCUCAGACCACUUUGAUAGUCCGCCCGUCACCACACUGGGGGCCAAUAAAGUGAUCGAGGGCCUGGACGAGGGUCUGAGAGGGAUGUGCGUGGGCGAGAAGAGGCAGGUGGUCGUCCCGCCCCACCUCGGGCACGGCGAGAACGGAGCCAGGGGUGUGCCCAGCAGCGCCGUGUUGUACUUUGAGCUGGAGCUGCUGGACCUGCAGAAGGGUGUGCCUGAUGGCUACAUGUUUGUGUGGCUGGGAGACAGUCCGGACCCCCUGUUCCCCGCCAUGGACCUGAACAAGGACGGAGAGGUUCCUCUAGAGGAGUUCUCAGAAUUCCUUAUGCUGCAGGUUAAAGACGGCAAAGGCCGACUGAGGCCAGCAAUGGAUGCUGACCAAAUCAUAAAGGACAUGUUCAAGAACCAGGACCGCAAUGGUGAUGGGAAGAUUGUGCCCGAUGAGCUGAAGCUGAAGGUGGAGGAGGACUCAGAAAAAGCAAAACAUGAGGAACUGUAGGGGGGACAUAUUUAAAGGGGACAGGGGGGACACUGGCACAUGGAUAUGGUCAAACUAGUAUCUAUGCAUCCAAAUGGCUUUUAACUUUUGGAGAAGAGCAGGAUGAAAAUAUAAUACAGGUCAAAAAUGAU
Molecule: messenger RNA, 1954 nt
Organism: Osmerus eperlanus (European smelt)
Lineage: Eukaryota; Metazoa; Chordata; Actinopteri; Osmeriformes; Osmeridae
Gene: fkbp10a
Product: FKBP prolyl isomerase 10a
Exons: 10
Coding region: 132-1823 (563 amino acids)
Cellular component (GO): endoplasmic reticulum
Molecular function (GO): calcium ion binding; peptidyl-prolyl cis-trans isomerase activity
Source: RefSeq, a predicted model, not a curated record